AUGAAUUUCGUAUUUUUUUCUAAUUUUUUAUUUAAUUUAAAAUUGUCUAUAUGCCUUUUCUUCUAUGUUUGGGCAAUGCUUGGAUGGCCUUUUUGUUCAACUGUUUUAAUCUUAUAUUUAUUAUUUUCACCAAAACUUUGGUUUUUUCUUUUAAUUUAUUUUAUUUGGCUUUUUUAUGAUUGGCAAACACCAAAACGGGGCUCUAGACCAUUAAAAUGGUUUAGAGAAUUGUUUUUAUGGAAAGUAUUGGCUGAUUAUUUUAAUUUUAAAUUGGUUAAGACUGCAGAAUUAAAUAAUGAAAGAAAUUAUAUUUUUGGAGUACAUCCACAUGGAGUACUUGCUACAGGAAGUGCUUUAACUUUCGGAACAGAUGCAACAAACUUUAAAACUUUAUUUCCCGAGAUUGAUGUUAGAAUUGCAACACUUCCAGUUAAUUUUUGGUUUCCUUUGAGAAGAGAAUUUCUUUUAGCACAUGGAAUAAUUUCCACAGAUUUUGAAUCUUUAAAUUAUUUUUUGAAUAAAUCAAAAAGUGGAAAAGCAGUAGCAAUUGUAACUGGAGGUAUUUCUGAAAUGCUUAAUUCAAAACCUGGCGAACAUACUUUAACAUUAGCAAACAGAAAGGGAUUCAUUAAAUUGGCAUUAAAAUGCGGUGCAGAUUUAGUUCCAGUUUAUAAUUUUGGAGAAGAUAAAGUUUUUAUUAAUUUUCCAAAUCCAAAAAAUAGUUUAAUUUGGAAAUAUCAACAAUUUAUGAGAGAAUUAACAAUCCCUUUUUUCAAAAAUUUAUGUUUUCCUUUGGCUUAUGGUUGUAGUUUUUUGACUUUGUUUUUGCCUAAUAAUUUAGCAAAUAAAUUACCUUCAUUUUUGUUUUAUGGAAUUUUACCCUUUAAAGAAAGAAUUACUUCAAUUGGUAAGUAA
Messenger RNA from Meloidogyne enterolobii, 915 nucleotides. Lineage: Eukaryota; Metazoa; Nematoda; Chromadorea; Rhabditida; Meloidogynidae. The record is from the annotation of a GenBank genome assembly.